CGGCGGCGCGGGCCGGCGGGGUGUGCGCCUGGGCCCUGAACAUGGACUUCCCGUGCCUCUGGCUGGGGCUGCUGCUGCCUGUGGCAGCAGCGCUGGAUUUCAACUACCACCACCAGGAAGGGAUGGAAGCGUUUUUGAAGACCGUUGCCCAAAACUACAGUUCUAUCACUCACUUACACAGCAUUGGCAAGUCUGUGAAAGGCAGAAACCUGUGGGUUCUUGUUGUGGGGCGCUCUCCAAAGGCCCACAGAGUCGGGAUCCCGGAGUUCAAGUAUGUGGCCAACAUGCAUGGCGAUGAGACUGUUGGGCGGGAGCUGCUGCUGCAUCUGAUCGACCAUCUCGUGACCAGCGAUGGGAAAGACCCUGAGGUCACCAGUCUGAUCAAUAGUACCAGGAUACACAUCAUGCCCUCCAUGAACCCAGAUGGAUUCGAAGCUGUCGAGAAGCCCGACUGUUAUUACAGUAAUGGAAGGGAAAAUUAUAACAACUACGACCUGAAUAGAAAUUUCCCCGAUGCUUUUGAAUUUAAUAAUGUCUCAAGGCAGCCCGAAACGCUGGCAGUCAUGAAGUGGCUGAAAACAGAGACGUUUGUCCUCUCUGCAAACCUGCAUGGUGGUGCUCUUGUGGCCAGUUACCCAUUUGAUAAUGGAGUUCAAGCCACGGGCACAUUAUUCUCCCGAAGCCUGACUCCUGACGAUGAUGUUUUUCAAUAUCUCGCACACACCUACGCAUCCAGAAAUAGCAACAUGAAGAAAGGCGAUCAGUGUAAAAAUAAAAUGAACUUUCCUAAUGGUGUUACAAAUGGAUACGCUUGGUAUCCACUCCAAGGCGGAAUGCAAGAUUUCAACUACGUCUGGGGCCAGUGCUUUGAAAUCACUUUGGAGCUGUCGUGCUGUAAAUACCCUCGUGAGGAGAAGCUUCCAUCCUUCUGGAAUAGUAACAAGGCCUCGCUGAUUGCAUACAUGAAGCAGGUUCACCUAGGUGUAAAAGGUCAAGUUUUUGAUCACAGUGGAAAUCCACUGCCCAGUGUAACUGUAGAAGUCCAAGACAGGAAACAUAUCUGUCCCUAUAGAACCAACAGAUUUGGGGAGUAUUAUCUCCUUCUCUUACCUGGAUCCUAUGUAAUAAAUGUUACAGUUCCUGGACAUGAGCCACACCUCACAAAGGUGAUUAUUCCAGAGAAAUCCCAGAACUUCAGUGCUCUUAAAAAGGAUAUUCGACUUCCAUUCCAAGGGCAAUUGGAUUCUAUCCCAGUGUCAAAUCCUUCAUGCCCAAUGAUUCCUCUAUACAAAAAUUUGCCAAGCCACUCAGCAGCAACAAAGCCUACUUUGUUCUUAUUUUUAGUGACUCUUUUGCACAUAUUUUUCAAAUAAAGGAAAAUCUGAAACUCAA
This is a messenger RNA of Otolemur garnettii (small-eared galago), 1392 nucleotides long. RefSeq names its product carboxypeptidase M (gene CPM). Gene Ontology annotation, molecular function: zinc ion binding; metallocarboxypeptidase activity. The transcript has 9 exons. Gene Ontology annotation, biological process: proteolysis. NCBI's taxonomy places the organism in Eukaryota, Metazoa, Chordata, Mammalia, Primates, Galagidae. The coding region runs from base 42 to 1373 and encodes 443 amino acids. Gene Ontology annotation, cellular component: cell surface. The record is from RefSeq and is a predicted model, not a curated record.